Galeopterus variegatus (Sunda flying lemur) is the source of this 1979-nucleotide messenger RNA. RefSeq names its product ring finger protein 26 (gene RNF26). Gene Ontology annotation, molecular function: ubiquitin protein ligase activity. The transcript has a single exon. The record is from RefSeq and is a predicted model, not a curated record. Gene Ontology annotation, biological process: ubiquitin-dependent protein catabolic process; protein ubiquitination. The coding region runs from base 305 to 1603 and encodes 432 amino acids. Lineage: Eukaryota; Metazoa; Chordata; Mammalia; Dermoptera; Cynocephalidae.
CCAGAGCUGAGGUUUCUCCUCCAGCCCGGGCUCGCCUUCACUUUGGAGAUAUUUGGUCUCUUCUCUCCCAAGCAGCCCGCCUUUCAAAACUAGGACUCUUGGACUGGCACCUGACGCCCUUUCCCUUUGCUAAGACUUCACUUCCCCGUAACCCACCUCUUCCUCAGAUACUUGGUUCCCGCUGGGUUGGAGACUGCUCUCUUUCCUUCCAAACUCCCCCCACCCUCCAAAAUAUUAACAACCUUGACAACUCCCUCAACCGAGAAGCCAGACUUCCUUUUGGACUAAUCUCCAUAGGCCUAUCAUGGAGGCUGUGUACCUGGUAGUGAAUGGAGUGGGCCUGGUGCUGGACGUGCUGACCUUGGUGUUGGACCUCAACUUCCUGCUGGUGUCCUCACUCCUGGCUUCCCUGGCCUGGCUCUUGGCCUUCAUCUACAACCUUCCGCACACGGUACUGACUAGUCUUCUGCACUUGGGCCGCGGAGUCCUGCUUUCACUGCUGGCCUUGAUCGAAGCCUUGGUUCGGUUCACCUUUGGGGGCUUGCAGGCCUUGUGUACUCUGCUCUGUAGCUGCUGCUCUGGCCUGGAGAGCCUAAAGCUCCUAGGGCACCUGGCCUCUCAUGGGGCACUGCGGAGCCGGGAGAUACUGCACCGGGGUGUCCUCAAUGUGGCCUCCAGUGGCCAUGCUUUGUUGCGCCAGGCCUGUGACAUCUGUGCCAUUGCCAUGAGCCUGGUGGCCUAUGUGAUCAACAGCUUGGUCAACAUCUGCCUCAUUGGCACUCAGAACCUUUUCUCCCUGGUGCUGGCCCUGUGGGAUGCAGUGAUGGGGCCUCUGUGGAGGAUGACGGACGUGGUGGCUGCCUUUCUAGCCCACAUUUCCAGCAGUGCUGUGGCCAUGGCUAUCCUUCUUUGGACCCCCUGCCAACUAGCUCUGGAGCUGCUGGCCUCAUCUGCCCGCCUCCUGGCCAGCUUUGUGCUUGUCAAUCUCACUGGCCUGGUGUUGCUGGCUUGCGUGCUGGCAGUGACAGUGAUCGUGUUGCAUCCGGACCUCACCCUGAGGCUGGCCACCUGGGCACUCAGUCAGUUCCAUGCCCGGCCAUCCUACCACCGGCUCCGAGAGGAUGUUGUGCGGCUGUCUCGCCUAGCACUGGGUUUGGAGUCCUGGCGCCGAGUGUGGAGUCGAAGCCUGCAGCUGGCAAGCUGGCCAAACCGGGGAGGGGCACCUGGAAUUCCCCAAGGUGGACGUAGGAGGAUGUUCUCAGCCAGGACCCAGGCACAGGACACUCUGCCUGGAGCAGGGCCCAGGUCAGAGGCAGAAGAGGAGGUCAGGACCGUCAGAGCAACACCUGCCUGCGGCCGAGAGAGGCUCAAUGAGGAGGAGCCUACAGCUGGGCAAGACCCAUGGAAGUUGCUGAAGGAGCAAGAGGAACGGAAGAAGUGUGUCAUCUGCCAGGACCAGAGCAAGACGGUUCUGCUUCUGCCCUGCCGGCACCUAUGUCUGUGCCAGGCCUGUACUGAAAUCUUGAUGCGCCACCCCAUCUAUCACCGCAACUGUCCGCUCUGCCGCCGGGGCAUCCUGCAGACCCUCAAUGUCUACCUCUGAAAACUCCCUCCCUGCCUGCCCACUCCUUCAUGAUCCACACAGGCACCUGUGCUAGGACAGCACUAACACCUCAUUUCCAGGUCCUGGCCUGAAUCCCCUCCUGUCCGCAUGGCUGUCAUUCCAAGCCUCCAAGCCAUACAUGGGACAUCGAGAUGGAAUUCUCUGGAAGACUGUGGUCUGGGUGGGGACAGGGUAACAUAGCUUCUCCUUACCCAGUGGGUCCGUUUGAUGCUGAGGGUGGUGAGUAUGUCACUAUGCAAGGGUCCUGAGACUGCCGUGGGCUCUCCUCCAGCCUACCCUGGGCCCACCCAGAUGCCAGUCUCUGGGGCUACCUCUCUCUGCUUCUGGUUUUUCUUUCUUUCUUUUUUUUUUUUUU